CUUGUUGCGUCGCUGGUGUCGUUAUUGACUUUCGGGCAAUUCUUCUGCAUCAAUCCGUGGAAUUCGGCAGCGUGAGAUCAUGGAACAGGAGCCGGAGAGUGGCGAGGAUUCGCAUGCUCAGGCUGAGUCAGCGACUGAGGAGGAAACUCCGCUUCCGGACACCAUAUCAGAUGAGUAUUACAGUGAAAUCUGCACUCGUGCCAAUGAGCUCAUCCAGACGCUGCAGAGCGAGCAGCAGUUCGUGUGGGCGGACGAGUUCCAGCGGAUCUUCGUGGUGUGCCAGGGACUGCGGAAGCUGCUGCUGGAGGAGCAGCACAAGAACGAGGAUCUGCAGCUGGACAUGCUGCGGUGUCAGGAGCGCAUCGCGGAGGUGAUGAAGCUGUCCGAGGAGGAUCAGGAGAAGAUCGGCCAGCUCAGGGAGGAAAUUGAGUCGUCGUGGAGUCAAACGGACGCGGCGCAGGCCAGAGAGCAGGAGGCGCAGAAGCAGAUGUACGUGAUGCUGGACAAGUUCGAGCAGCUGCAGAAAGAGGCGGAAAAGUACACAGACAGCAAGGAUGGACAAGAAAUGGGAACUUCGAUGGCGAAGCACAAGGAGGGAAUUCUGCGCGAACGCGACAGACUCAGCACGGAAGUGGAGGAUCUCAGCAUCAAAUUGCAACUGCAGAAGACUUAUGCUGAGGAGUUGGAGAAGAAAAUCACGGAUUUCGAGAGUAAAAACAAGGAUCUGUACAAGUUGUUGGACGAGACAUCGAGUGAGGCGUUCAAAGAGAAGCGUUUGCUGGAGAAUUUGAGGACUGAAUUGCAAGAUGUGGCAGCGGAACGUGAUCUGUAUGCGGAAGAGGCGAAGACAUUCAAGACUAAAUACAACGUCAUCCAUAAAACAACUCUGCAGCACAAUCUCCAAAUGGCCGCAAUCAAAUCCAACGUGGAGAGGUUGUCGACCCAGAACACAGUUCAGUCCAUGAAGAUCGCCAAACUCUCCGGCGAGUACGACAAUAUCGUGCACGUGCGUGACAAACUGUCUCACGAUCUCAACGUGAAAGGCAAUAUUCUCAAGCUGAAGGAGGAUGAGAACAAUAAAUUCCGCGUGGAAACGGCGAAAUUGGUGAAAUCAAAGGAAUUGCUCAUGAGGAAAAUGAUGACGGCCGGAGUGUCGAAGGUGAUUUGGGAGCAGGAAGGGCUCAAACUGAAGAACAUCAUUGCGAAUUUGGAGAAGGAAUAUGAGCUGCUGAAGAAGACGCACGACAAGACGAAAUCCCAGAUUGACAAUUUGACGCGUGAGCGCGAUCUUGUGCGAAAGGAUUUGAUUAAGGCGAACAGAAUUAUUGGGGAGUUGAAUGAGAAAAUCCUGCUGCACGAUCAGGAGACGAAAACCCUGAAGCAGGAGAUUAAGAGCCAUCAGAGUGUCAUCCUGAAGAACAAGGAAGCCAUAAGAAAGGCGGAAAAGGAUAGAGACAAGAAUGCUGAAGAACUUCUUGUCUGGGUGGCAAAAGAGGAGCGUUUCAGGGAGGAAAUUCAAAAGAAGAUCAAUCAAAUAACGGAAUUGAAGGGGAAAAUUUCUGACUAUGAGAACAAGGUUUUCCACGUGCAGCAACUCUACGAGGCGGCCAGGACUGAGCGAUCCAGUCUGCAGAAGGAGGUGCAAGUGUGCGCCGAGGAGCGCGAGGAGCUGAAGAAGCGCCUCAGGACAGUGACGAAGCAAGCGGAGCAGGCAAAGGAGGAGCUGACGCAGCGCGAAGCCGAUCAGGCGAAGGUGCACAAGAACCUCGACAGGGCGGAGAAGGAGAAAGUGGCUCUGAAGGCGGAAAUUCAUGGCACACUGACGGGUUUGCAGCACAUCAAGUCGGAGAUGAAGGAGAAGCAGAUGGAGAUCGAGAGGAUGCGAAAGACUGUGGAGGAUUGUGACGCAAGUGUGCUGCGAUUGCAGAAGCAGCUGGACUCGACGGUGAGCGAGAAGGAUCUCGUGGGUGGACAGCUCAUUGAGCGCACGGAGGAAGUCGCCUUGGUCAGCGAGAAGCUGCAGGAUCUGCAGUUGGCGCUGGAUCGCAGUGAGACGCAGUACGCCAGGCGACUGGACGACAUCCGACUCCUGAAGGUGGAGAUCAGCGGGCUUCGGUCGCAGGUGAAGCUGCUGUCUCGCGGCCUGGCCAACACGACGGAUAUGCAGCAGGAAGUGUUGCAGCUUCAUCGCGUCUUGUCGCAGGAACGCGUGAAGGCGAAGGCUCUCGAGGACGAAAUGACCACGCCGAUGAAUGUCCAUCGCUGGCGCGAGUUGGGCGGACGCGAUCCGGACAAAAUGGAGCUGAUUGACAAGAUCCAAGCGCUGCAGCGACGAGUUUUGAGGCAAACAAUUGACGCAACGCACAGAGAAAAUGCACUUCAGGAAGCCCACCAAGAGACAUACAAGCUGAGGAAGGUGUUGCUCAAGCUUCCCAGUCAUCGCAUCAAAGAGAGACUCAAUUCCACACAGCGGGCACUUAUGCUGAGAACGCGGGAAUUGAAGGCGGUUGUGGCGGAGCUGAAAGUGAAGGAUUUGGAUAUCAAAAGUCACUCGUCGAACUUAGAAGAGAUCAAGCAUUCGCUCGUGGAAGCCAGGAAAGAAGCAACCAAACAGAAGAAAGAAAAGCUGAGGUUGCUGGAAACUCAGCGACUUGUGCAACAAAUUCAGAUGAUGCCAUCAACAGUGUCGUGCAACAGAUCAAUGGGAGCUGGCUACAAAAUUGUGUAAUUGCUACCACUAACAAUCAUCAUCUGGGAGAAAUAUCGCGUUUUCUGCGGCAAAAUGCUUACGCAAGACGCUGGACAUUGCUCGAGGCACAGAACACACAGUCUUCUCUCUUUCCCAAGACGACAUGGCUUAGAGAAACAUCCAGCAAAGAAGCAACUCCAUCACGAUGACACGGCGAAGUUUGAGAUUCUAUAAUAAACUUAUCGCGUAGAGAAAAAAGUCUCUUCUUA
Messenger RNA from Phlebotomus argentipes, 2958 nucleotides. Its product is annotated as cilia- and flagella-associated protein 58-like. The transcript is spliced from 11 exons. Lineage: Eukaryota; Metazoa; Arthropoda; Insecta; Diptera; Psychodidae. The coding region runs from base 80 to 2728 and encodes 882 amino acids. Gene Ontology annotation, cellular component: cytoskeleton. The record is from RefSeq and is a predicted model, not a curated record.